AAAUGAAACAAUGGUUGGAUUCAAAUGAGAGCGUUGAAAACGGAAUCUCAUAUAUCUGUGGAAUGGGCAUCAAAAGCAUAGAGGUCUACUCGGUAUCGCCGUGUGCCGGCGAGCAAAAGCUCCCGCUUGUAUAUUUCGACAUCAUAUGGCUUCUCCGGCGACCCACCGAGACCAUCUACUUCCACGCCCUCCGCUGCUCCCAAUCUCAUUUCCUGGAAACGAUCGUCCCGAAUCUCAAACACUCCCUCUCCGAAGCUCUCCAACACUUCCUCCCGCUCGCAUCCAACAUCAUCUUCCCCCUCACCUCUACGGAAAUGCCCGUCUCACAUUACUCCUCCGAUUCGCUCCCCUUCACGAUCGCUAUAUCCGACGCCGACUUCGAUUCCCUCACCGCCAAUCAUUCCAAAGAUGCGCAUCAAUUCCACCAGUUCGCUCCCCAGAUGCCGCCGCCUGUUUACUCCUCCGCCCACAUCAAAUUCAAGCCCCUCGCCAUUCAGGUGAGCCUGUUUGAGAAGAAGGGAAUAUGCAUUGGGUUGACACACCAUCACGCCAUUUGCGACGCUGUUGGUCUCUUCGCCUUCCUACGCACAUGGGCGUCCAUCCACAAAUCCGGAGAUCCCGUCCUAGAUUCUCUCCCUUUCUACGACCGAGAUUCCGUUCAAGAUUCCGACAAACUAACCAAAUUCUCUUGGAAUUCCAUCAGAACCAACACCCCCACCACUUUUCAUCCAUCAGCAACGCAUAAAGUCCGGGCAACAUUCAUCCUAACCGUUGAACAAAUCAACAAACUCAAGUGUCUAUCAACAUCUCCCAUCUCCACUUUCGUCGCCACCUGCGCCCAUCUCUGGACCUGCCUAGCCAGGUCCGAGACUGAGGCUGUCGACGACGAUGAGCCCGAGUACCUGACUUCUCCGAUGGACUGUCGGCGGCGGCUGAAUCCCCCGCUGCCAGACAAUUACUUCGGCAACUGUUUAAUAUUCCUGCAGGCGAAAUCGAGCCACAGGAGGCUGAGAGGGGAGGAGGGGUUUGUGGCUGCAGCGGAAGCAGUGGCGGCGGCGGUGCGUGAGGCUGCGGGCGGGGGAGGGGUGUUGGAGGGGUUUGAGGCGAAAUUCGAUAGCUAUUUGGAGUUGAAGGGGAAGCGCGUGACGACAGUGGCGGGAUCGUCGAGGAUUGAUCGUUAUGGCGGGGUGGACUAUGGAUGGGGGAAGGCGAUCAAGUAUGAAUGUAUUCAUACGGAUUUUGAUGGCUCGGUGACUCUUUGUAUGGGGAGAAAUGGAGGGAUUGAGAUGGGAUUGUCUUUGACCACCUCUAAAAUGGAUGCUUUUGCGGCCGUCUUUGAUACUAACUUAUUGUAAUUUCAUUGAGCUUCCAUAACUUUUGGUUGGUUUUGAUUGUGGGAUUCUAAUCUAUAUUUAAGGAUUCUUGAUGAAAUUGGUUU
Messenger RNA from Salvia hispanica, 1438 nucleotides. Its product is annotated as malonyl-coenzyme:anthocyanin 5-O-glucoside-6'''-O-malonyltransferase-like. NCBI's taxonomy places the organism in Eukaryota, Viridiplantae, Streptophyta, Magnoliopsida, Lamiales, Lamiaceae. The record is from RefSeq and is a predicted model, not a curated record.